Nicotiana tabacum (common tobacco) is the source of this 3402-nucleotide messenger RNA. Its product is annotated as putative galactinol--sucrose galactosyltransferase 2. Gene Ontology annotation, molecular function: raffinose alpha-galactosidase activity. The record is from RefSeq and is a predicted model, not a curated record. NCBI's taxonomy places the organism in Eukaryota, Viridiplantae, Streptophyta, Magnoliopsida, Solanales, Solanaceae.
UUUCUCUAAGUUCUACAAGCUCCUUUUUAGUUGUAUUCGUAAUUUUGUUUUUUGAGCUAAGAAUGUGGAAUAUUGAAUUGUGUCCGUUAAGAUUUAAAUUUCGUGGAUUCAACUUUUAAUAUUGAAUUCAUUAUAUUUUUAAAGUUAAUGAGUUCAUAUGGACCGUUUGUUAGCAAAUUUAUUGAAUAAAUAUAUGUUGCACGUCGAUUUCAUAUGAACUCGGUACCGGUACCUUAAGCGUGGAUCCCCUGGUGUCAGCUGUUUCAUCUAAAAAGAAAGUUUAAAAGAUUUAUUUUUUAAUUUUUUGGAAUUGUUUGGAGUAAUAUUUAAAAGCUUGAUUACAGGUGUUUUUGCUGCAUCUUGUAAUGUGUAUUGUUAUGCUUAUACGUGCUUGAUGAGAAAGCCGUCUGGUUAAUUUUGAACGAAAAAACGGUGAAAAUUUUGUUGUUGAGACUUGAGAGGAAGUUCUUUUUUUGGAAAAUGGUUGUACGUUCAGCUUCUAUGAGUUACCUCAUGUGUAUCAAUCGUUAAUUCAUGCUUUGUUUUUGGGGAAGAAUUUGAGAGGUACCAGAGGUGAUUUUUGAUCGUGCGUCCAAUUGUUCAUCUUCCUUAGAAAUUGCCACCUCCUAUUUAGCUGAAUUUUCAAGCUUUUUCCAGGGACUUUAUUGAGUUUUGACAAGUAUGUCCUUGGAUUUGCUUUGAAUUUACCAACUUUUCUGAUUAAUAUAUAAAUGGCAGUUCAUUUCAUACGACCAGGUGGAGUGAUACAAGAUUUGAAGUUUGGUUGAAAACUCGCUUUAAAAAUUUGAAUCAAGAUAGAGCAUUGUUCCUCUCCUAGCAAACGGCUAGUGUUUUUCUUGUCUAAUAGCAAGAAGAUGACAGUGACACCUAAGAUUUCGAUCAAUGAUGGAAACCUUGUUGUCCAUGGAAAGACCAUACUGAGGGGAGUGCCUGACAACAUUAUCUUGACUCCUGGAUCGGGUGUUGGGCUUGUUACUGAUGCAUUUAUUGGAGCCACAGCUUCGCAGAGCAAAUGCUUGCAUGUGUUCCCUGUUGGGGUUUUAGAGGAUACUCGGUUCAUGUGUUUAUUCCGUUUCAAGCUGUGGUGGAUGACUCAGAGAAUGGGGACAAGUGGAAAUGAUAUUCCUUUGGAGACCCAAUUCAUGCUUGUGGAGAGCAAAGACACCACCGAGGGUGAGCGUGAAGAUGCCCCAACUAUCUACACUGUCUUCCUACCUCUACUUGAGGGACAGUUCCGUGCUGUUCUUCAAGGCAACGAGAAGAACGAAAUGGAGAUUUGCCUUGAGAGUGGAGAUAAUGCUGUUGAAACCAACCAAGGUCUUUAUCUUGUCUACAUGAAUGCUGGGACCAAUCCCUUUGAAGUCAUUAACCAGGCUGUGAAAUCUGUUGAGCAACACUUGCAAACUUUCCAUCACAGAGAGAAGAAGAAGUUGCCAUCAAGUAUUGAUUGGUUCGGGUGGUGCACCUGGGAUGCCUUUUAUACUGAUGUCACAGCAGAGGGGGUUGAGGAUGGCCUUAGAAGCUUAUCUGAGGGUGGUGUUCGUCCACGUUUCUUGAUCAUUGACGAUGGCUGGCAACAGAUUGGUAAUGAAGCACCCAAGGACGCUAGUUGUGUAGUUCAAGAAGGAGCACAGUUUGCAAACAGGCUAACAGGAAUUAAAGAAAACAAGAAGUUCCAAACGAAAGGCCUGAAGCAUGUAGUGGAGGAAGCCAAGAAACAGCACAAUGUCAAGUAUGUGUAUGUAUGGCAUGCCCUAGCUGGUUACUGGGGUGGGGUACAACCUGCUGGUCCUGGGCUCGAGCACUAUGAAACUGCUUUGGCAUACCCUGUUCAGUCCCCUGGAGUGAUGGGAAACCAACCUGACAUUGUUAUGGACAGUCUUGCCAUUCAUGGCCUGGGUUUGGUGCACCCAAAAAAGGUCUUCAACUUCUAUAAUGAACUACAUGCCUAUCUGGCAUCCUGUGGGGUUGAUGGAGUCAAGGUCGAUGUCCAGAACAUCAUUGAAACACUUGGUGCUGGUCAUGGUGGCAGAGUUUCCUUAACAAGAAGCUAUGUUCAGGCCCUAGAAGCAUCCAUUGCUCGAAAUUUUCCUGAUAAUGGAUGCAUUGCCUGCAUGAAUCAUAAUACUGAUGGGCUCUACAGUUCCAAGCAAACUGCUCUAGUUAGAGCUUCUGAUGAUUAUUAUCCUCGUGACCCAGCUUCUCACACCAUCCAUAUAUCCUGUGUUUGCUACAACUCGCUGUUCUUGGGAGAAUUCAUGCAACCAGAUUGGGACAUGUUCCAUAGUCUUCACCCUACUGCUGAAUACCAUGCUGCAGCUCGAGCAGUUGGAGGAUCACCAAUUUAUGUCAGUGAUAAACCCGGAAAUCACAACUUUGAGCUUCUAAAAAAGCUUGUCCUUCCUGAUGGAUCAGUGCUUCGCGCUCAAUUGCCUGGUCGACCAACUCGUGAUUGCCUAUUUGUUGAUCCAGCUAGAGACGGGACAAGCUUGCUUAAAAUAUGGAACGUGAACAAAUGCACUGGUGUGGUGGGUGUAUUUAACUGCCAAGGUGCUGGCUGGUGCAAGGUCAUAAAGAAGACACGUAUCCACAAUGCAUCUCCUGGAACACUUACAAGUUCUGUCCAAGCCACUGAUGUCGACACCAUUGCUCAGCUCGCUGGCCCUGGUUGGAAUGGGGAUUCUGUAGUCUAUUCUUUUAGAUCAGGGGAAGUAGUUCGCCUACCGAAAGGUGCUUCGCUGCCUGUGACACUUAAAGUUCUUGAAUAUGAAGUAUUCCACUUUUCUCCAGUCAAGGAAAUUGUAACAAACAUCUCUUUUGCUCCAAUUGGGUUGCUAGAUAUGAUCAACAGUGGUGGUGCCAUUGAUCGGUACGAAGUGCAUCUAGCUUCUGAGAAGAAACCCGAGCACCUUGAUGGCGAAAGCCAGUCUCCGACUGCAACAGUAUUACUGAAGGUCAGGGGAUGUGGCCGCUUUGGCGUUUACAUUUCACAGCGACCCCAGAAAUGCUCGGUAGAUGGUGCAAACACCGGCUUUGACUACAACAGUGAAUCAGGAUUGCUGACUCUGAAUAUCCCAGUUCCACUAGAAGAGGAGAUGUAUAGAUGGAAUGUGGAAAUCCAAGUCUGAAAUAUUUAUCAAGGAGAAGUGCUGAAAGCUUUUGUAUUGUGGAGGAAGACUGAUAUGAGGAUUUAGAUCAAGUCUUAUUGAGUAUCAAGUGGGUCUCCUCAGGGAAGAGUCAAGUGUCUCUGUAAUAAAGCUGUAACAGAGCUGUCUGUAUUAUGUUGAAUAUGAAUCCAAUGUUUUCGCUCUCAGUGUAUAUAGUCCUUGACCUAUCAUUUCCUAAUGAAAUAAAUCUUUUGCCAUUGUCCUUCAAAGGUUA